AUGUUCAUUGGAAUUUCCGCAGGUGUGCAAGCUCAACGCUGCAGCUUGAGUCGGGUGGAGCGCCAGGCACAGCUUCCGGUGCAGUCAGGGCGCUGUUGCUACAGGCGGCGAGGCGCUUCUCGAAAACGGGCUCUUCGGCGAUGUACUUCUGGGUCGACGCUUUUCGGGUGCGCGCUCUCGAGCGGGCCUGAGCAGGAGCCGCCACUGACAGCGUCCAUUCACGGUAAGCGGGCGGUGGGCAGUGCAUCCGAGAGCGCGCCAGACGAGCUCACGGAGCUGCGGCGCCUUCACGAACUCUUCUGCAACAUGGUGCGCCGAGACCUCGAGCAGCGCUACGGAAAGGAGGUAGCAGAACAGUGGGCAUCGGUCCCUCCUGAUGAAGAGAUCAACCUCGAUAACCCACGAUUUCAGCGGUUUCUUCAGGAGCUCGUGGAAAACGAGGGCACGCUUUUCGCCAACGAGCCGCUCGCCUCUCCUGAGGACUUGGCGCUUGACCAGCAAGUCGCCGCGUUCCUCGCAGAGCAUGCCGAGAAGCUAGGACUGGAUGGUCCGCCGAAGAAGGCUGCAGAUUUUUUGCCCCCACGAAGCACGCUAAGGCAGGCUCUGCAGCAGUAUCGGCAGCAGCUGGGUCAGACACCGGGUCGGGACCCGACGUUCCGCCGUGCCGACUGGCCUCCGCAGGUGCUCUCUUUUGAAAAGCCGCGCCUUGCUCACGAAGCCUGGAAUGGCUGGAGCUGUCGUUACGAUGUCACCAGCGGUUCACUGAUAGAGCGGAAGUUCUUGCAUCAUGUGCGGCCGUCAUCGUUGCUUCCGGAGGAAGCGGAUCUCGUUCCCUUGGAACUCGAAUCCCCGGAGACUUCGAGCACCGAGCGGGAUUCACGCUACGACUGGUGCAUGCCGUUUGGCACGGUUGUAUUCCCUGACGGCUCAUAUACUGGUGGCGUUCCUGCGGUUCAUGUCGAGUCGGCUGUGGGUCGGCAUUACGUGCCGCCCGCACAUACACCGUUUGAGCUUAAUUUUGGUUUUGUGAUCCCGUCAGAACAGGCCGAGCGAUGUGGUUGCUCGUCUGGCCUUCUUGAUGUAGCUGUUGAGUACCGCGAACGUGCCGCUGUAGCGGUCCGAGUGCGCUGGCUUACGCCCGUCUCCCGAGCGACAGCAUCGACCUCGCAAGGCUGGCGGCAAGCCAGUGAUGCAUUCUCAGCUCGGAUGCUUGGCACAUCGACGCCAUCCACGACGAACGCCGCGGAACAAAAGGCGACAAGCGUUCUUGAACGCAUCCAAUUCCCAUCAGAGGAGGAGUCGGCUUUUUGCAUUUUUCCGCUUUAUCCGCAGAUGCCGUGUUGUUGGCACGCCUCACAAGUAUCUCUAGAACCGAUUGACUCCAGGCCAGUUGCACCGGAGACGCUCUCGCGGUUUGAAGUCGAUUUAGAUCGGAGCAGCUUUGAGGAUCCCGAUCUCACUGGAUCAGACAUACAGCUCUUACGCACGCCACGAUCGAUGAAGCUGAAAGGCCGCAAAGGCCGCCUCGGACGUACAAUCGAAGCAUUGCUCGCGCGUGAGGCAGCCCGAACUGCGCCUUGCACCCAUCGACUUCGGCGCUCUAUUGCACGAUUUGAAACAGUUGAUGGCCUCUACGUCGUGAACGGGGACAGCGUGUGUCUGGUUCCUAAUGUCGAAGAGGGUUUUGUAGCGCGACGCCUGCUGCAUCUGCCGGGUGGCCUCGUUUGUAUGUUCCCCGAGCGCAUUCCUCGCAUGGGUUUCGUAUGGGACUCCGAGCUCUGGUUCUGGGGACCGGCUGUGGAGAAGCAGCUCGAAGAGUCGCAGACAGAUCGAGUGAGCCUGUCGAAAACGUCGUUUCGACGUAUCCUUCGUUCAUACUCUGCGCUAGGUGACUUUGUGGCAGGAUGCGCGACCCUCGGUGCGUAG
Cyanidioschyzon merolae strain 10D is the source of this 1926-nucleotide messenger RNA. RefSeq lists its product as hypothetical. The transcript has a single exon. Bases 1 to 1926 code for a protein of 641 amino acids. NCBI's taxonomy places the organism in Eukaryota, Rhodophyta, Bangiophyceae, Cyanidiales, Cyanidiaceae. The record is from RefSeq and is a predicted model, not a curated record.